GAGGCCCAUUUUGAGCCGACGGCGCAACGAGUUUUGUUGGACAGAAAUGCAGUGACGAUCGCAGCAGGAACACACCAGCAGAGGCAGAAGCAACAACCGAAGGAAAAACAACAGGAGAGAUAGUGUUAGAAGCUGUACAGCAGGAGUUCAAGGCCGCAUUAGUAGCAGCGGCAGCGGACAGCAUUAUAAGCAGCAGCAGCAGCAGCAGCAGCAGCAGCAGCAGCAGCAGCAGCAGCAGCAGCAGCAGCAGCAGCAGCAGCAGCAGUCAUGGUUCUCGAGCUCGACCAGUACUCUGACGGGAAGGCGGCGCGUCUGUGGAAUCUGUACAUCGGAGAUCAGUCGGAGCGCACCAGACACUACAAGCAGUUUCUGAAGAGGGAGCUGAACGCCCACAGCUGCGACACCGUGCUCGAUGUCGCCUGCGGCACCGGGAUCGACUCUGUUAUGCUGAUCGAGGAGGGAUUCAGCGUCACCUCGUGCGACUUCUCCGACAAAAUGCUCAAAUGCGCCUGGAACACCCGCUGGAGCCGACGCAAAGAGCCCGCCUUCGACAACUGGGACAUCUACGAGGCCAACUGGCUAACGCUGACCAGUGACCUAGACAGGGACAGACAAUACGACGCCGUCAUCUGUCUGGGAAACUCGUUCGCCCACCUACCCGACCUCACCGGCAAUCAGGAUAGUCACCGACUCGCCCUGCGGAACUUUGCCACUAUGGUGAAGCCCGGUGGAAUUCUUCUGAUCGACCAUCGGAACUACGACUACAUCCUCGACAACGGUCGGGCUCCGAGCAAGAACAUCUACUACAAUAGUCAGUACGUGUCCGACAUCAACACGUCGGUGGUGUACCAGGACGGUUCCCCCUCCAAGGUGAUCCUCGACUACGUCAUGCGCGACCCCACCGCGUCCACCGACAGCACCCUCUGGCUGGACAACCAGCCGCCGCCAGCGCCGCACAGAACGGCCAUCUCCGCCAACCAGAAGGACAACGAGUUCACGUUGACCUACUACCCGCACCGGGUGGCCAGUUUCCGCGCUCUGCUGGAGGAGGCGUUUGACCACCGUGCCACCGUCACCACCCUGGGCGACUUCCAACCUCUGGAGCAUGUCCAGGACCCGGCCUUCUACAUACACGUCGUGCACAAGUCGGAGGACAGCCAGCAGCCGAACGGUGAUCACCCGGAGGAAGCCUGGUCAUCGGUAUCUAGCUCCGAGGAGUAGCUGAUACCGUGCCCCAAACGACUUUAGACAACCGCCACGGUAUAUAAAGUUCCGCAUGUGCUUUAGAGUCAUAAGAGACCACGGGCACCAGAGGACGGGGCGAUCUCCAGAGAAGUGUCCGCAGUUAUUUUAUGUACAUAAAUGUGUUGUUAUUUUGUGCGUGAGGUAGUACUGUAUCAGUGACUAACGGCGUAUGUAAUUAUUUGUAGAGAAGGUCCAGCUCCAGGACCCAUUCCUUCACAUUCCUCGAUAGGGGCUAUUGAUCCUGACGGUGGCUUUGAACAUUAUGUGCUUUGAGCAUAUGUAACUAAACGAGCUAGGUUAUUGGGAAAGGUCUGGCUGUUUUAUAUGGUACAACGUUUCUUUGAGCAUGAUUGUAAUCAAUAAAAAUGGUAAAAUUGACCUUAUGCUCAUAAUAUCAGAUAAAUUAAUUGAAAAAAGGUCCAGAAUAUAUUUUCGAACAUGGUUCUGGCUGGUUCUGUCUGGAGGUCUGGCUGCGUCAGAUUUUCUGUUCGGGACUGAUGCAUCGAUUGGCUAUCAUUGCUAUGAUGGCAGUAACUACUCUGGUGAGUAGAACCGCACUAUCUCAGUUUGAACAUGCGUUGUCUUGUGUAAUUGGAGUGGUCUCCCGUAUUGUUCAGUUGUGCCUGUGGACAUGAUAUUUCUUCUCCCGGAGAUCGGGAAAAUGGGUCUAUUGUCGAUAUUUAUAACUAAUGUGUACACUUUGUACAUUUAUUAUGUGUGUAAAUAAAUCACCAAGAUCGU
Molecule: messenger RNA, 1986 nt
Organism: Amphibalanus amphitrite
Lineage: Eukaryota; Metazoa; Arthropoda; Thecostraca; Balanomorpha; Balanidae
Product: glycine N-methyltransferase-like
Exons: 6
Coding region: 268-1221 (317 amino acids)
Biological process (GO): regulation of gluconeogenesis; one-carbon metabolic process; protein homotetramerization
Cellular component (GO): cytosol
Molecular function (GO): S-adenosyl-L-methionine binding; glycine N-methyltransferase activity; glycine binding
Source: RefSeq, a predicted model, not a curated record